AUCAUCUCCCACGCUCUCCACCCAGUCCGCUCUACCUCCGGAUUGAUUGUGGUUUGCUUACCAUCUUCUAUUUUCGCUCAAUCCUUCCAUCUUUUCUAUCAUACCUCUAUCUCGCUUCUCUACCUAUCCUGCACCACAACCUCCAUCCCAACAUUCUCCCACACUACCGCCGACUGCCUACUCACGAAACUAACCUCCAACCCUCUAAGCUAUCAAUCAUACCUCGCUCCCUCGUUUACCCAGUUUUCUUACACGUCUUCCAAAUGUCUCAAUUCUUUGGCUCUAUCGGUCGUGGUCUUCGCGGGAAGAAGCCGGAUAAGCCUAAACCUUCGCCCCUACUCUCAGCAUCAGGUAACAGUGGAAAUGGUGGAGCCAGUGGGAGCAGUGGGAAUAGCGGGAACAGUGGUGGCAGCUUCAUUCCCAUUUCCGGAAAUCUGAUGCCGGGAUCUCCCUCCGGCCCGAGAAUCACUCAAAAGCCACUCUUUCUCUGCAAACCGUUUGUCACAAGCCAGCUUGUCAAAGGCAGCUUCUCUACCAUUGUUGUCCUUCCCCGGUAUGUCGAUCAAGGCGAAUGGCUAGCUCUCAACUUGUUUGAGUUUUUCGAUAUGCUGAACAAGUUUUACGGGGUUGUGCAGGAGUUCUGUACUCCGCAAGCUUGCCCCUCAAUGUCUGCAGGGCCCGGUUUGGACUAUUCUUGGCUUGAUGCGAACAAGAAGCCAUUGCGUUUGCCCGCAACCACAUACAUUGAGUACGUUCUCCAAUGGAUCUCAAACCGCAUCAAUGACGAGUCUAUAUUUCCCACAAAGGCCAAUCCAGCCACUACCUCUACUGAUGGUGGCUUUCCACAAAAUUUCUAUGUCACCUGCAAGGCCAUCUACAAGCAAAUGUUUCGCGUUUUCGCACAUAUCUACCACACUCACUUUGCAAAAAUCGUUCACAUGAGCUUAGAAGCCCAUUUCAACAGCUUUUUUGCACAUUUUAUCCACUUUGCACGGGCUUUCGAACUGCUAGAACGGCGUGAUAUAGAACCUCUCCGUUCCCUGAUUGACUCCUUCGAGGAACAAGGUCUUUUUAAAGACAACGAACGGUCCAGAGAACAGUAAUUAUUCUCAAAGACAACACUUGCAAUCAGGCGCUGUUUGCAUGGCUGUUAUUGUGUGUUUUACUCCUAAAUCUCGAAGUUAAGGGAUGUUUUUUUUUCCUUUCUCUGCUCAUCUAUUCAUUCGAACUAUUCACUAUGGAGUUACCAACAUCAGGCAUGGCUAGCAAUUAAAUUCAUGUUUCCGCCCCUUUUCUCAUAA
This is a messenger RNA of Tuber melanosporum (Perigord truffle), 1301 nucleotides long. RefSeq lists its product as uncharacterized. The record is from RefSeq and is a predicted model, not a curated record. Bases 264 to 1103 code for a protein of 279 amino acids. Gene Ontology annotation, biological process: positive regulation of protein phosphorylation; signal transduction; cell division. NCBI's taxonomy places the organism in Eukaryota, Fungi, Ascomycota, Pezizomycetes, Pezizales, Tuberaceae. Gene Ontology annotation, cellular component: nucleus; cytoplasm. The transcript has 6 exons. Gene Ontology annotation, molecular function: protein kinase activator activity.